AUGGCGGACACAUCAAGCUCGCAGUCGCAGGGCACUGACCCGGCGGCACAAUUGCCGAUAUCCUCUACAGCGCCGCCAACCUCCGCACCUUCAAAUGUUGUUCCUCAACUUUCAUCUCCAGCUCCCAUACUGCGGCCGGCCAUUCCCGGUGGUCGCUCCGGUGGCCGGACACCCAUGAGACUUGGGAUUUCUAUUCCCUCAUCUCCCAGUGUAAAACCUCUAGGCAAUCAGCAACAAGCUCAACCCGCGCCGUCGAGACCGCCGCUGCCGACUUUACAUCUUGCUACUCCCAUGGGCUCCCGAGCCACGCCGUACGAGCAGCCUGCCGGAUCACAAGGGAUUCAACCUGGUCAGUCUGCCGAUGGUGGCAGCGAAAGUAGCGCUGCUCAUUCACGUUCCGGCAGUUUUGGGCCAUUAGAUGGCAGGGCAAGCAACCCAACCUCAGCAGGGUCCCAAUUCUCCGCUCUUUCAUUUGCAUCACAGUAUGGUAUUCCGGUGACUCGAGCUCAAGGGACUCCAGACCCGGUAUCAGCCGUCGGGUCCAUGUACUCGGAAAGAAGCGAAGGUGGUGUUUCCAUGGAAAGAGAUGGCAGCCUCCAGGGCUUAGAAGCGUUUGAUCAGCUAAGCUUGGAGAGGGCUAGAAAUGCUGAUGUUGAAGAGCUUGAUGACGAAGGCUGGAGAAUUGCCAGUAUGGAGAAGCUGAUUGUCGAGCUCGGUAAUCUGGGUGAAGGUGCCGGGGGUGCUGUUACCAAGUGUGUUCUGAAAGGCGGCAAGACAGUGUUUGCGCUCAAAGUCAUCACUACCAACCCGGACCCAGAUGUCAAGAAGCAGAUUGUGAGAGAACUUGGCUUCAACAAGGAGUGCGCGUCAGAACACAUUUGCCGAUACUAUGGUGCCUUCGUUGAUCCAUCCACCGCCACAAUCUCCAUCGCCAUGGAGUUUUGUGAAGGCGGUUCCUUGGACAGCAUAUACAAAGAAGUCAAACGCCUGGGGGGUCGAACAGGAGAAAAGGUCCUGGGUAAAAUUGCCGAGGGCGUAUUGGGCGGACUGACAUACCUGCAUACUCGGCGCAUCAUCCACCGAGAUAUUAAACCAUCAAACAUCCUGCUCUGUCGAGACGGGGCUGUGAAGCUGUGUGAUUUUGGAGUGUCUGGAGAUUUCGGAACCAAGGGAGAGGCCAACACAUUCAUCGGCACAAGUUACUACAUGGCUCCCGAACGAAUUACCGGACAAUCAUACACAAUUACAUCAGAUGUGUGGUCUACAGGUGUUACUUUGCUGGAGGUCGCUCAACAUCGAUUCCCGUUCCCGGCCGACGGAACCGAGAUGCAGCCGCGAGCAGGGCUAAUUGACCUGCUAACAUAUAUCGUUCGGCAGCCGGUCCCUAAGCUCAAGGAUGAACCUGAGAUGGAUGUGUACUGGAGCGAUAACUUCAAGUACUUUAUUGAGUGCUGUCUAGAGAAACAGCCUAAUCGCCGUGCAAGCCCUUGGAAGAUGCUCGAGCAUCCCUGGAUGGUUGACAUGCGAGCAAAGCGAGUCAACAUGGUCAAAUACCUGUCCUUUGUCUGGGGAUGGGAUGAGGAACGAGCUUCGUCGUAG
Messenger RNA from Pochonia chlamydosporia 170, 1599 nucleotides. RefSeq names its product MAP kinase kinase skh1/pek1. The record is from RefSeq and is a predicted model, not a curated record. Gene Ontology annotation, molecular function: protein kinase activity; ATP binding. Gene Ontology annotation, biological process: protein phosphorylation. Lineage: Eukaryota; Fungi; Ascomycota; Sordariomycetes; Hypocreales; Clavicipitaceae. The coding region runs from base 1 to 1599 and encodes 532 amino acids. The transcript has 4 exons.